AUGACUCGUGGUACGGACACUUACCUAGCCGGGAAGGAAAUGUAUAUCCAAACCACCACCCUGACCAUCUCUCUCAGCCUGUCUGCCUCAGUGUCUCUGGGGAUGCUCUACAUGCCCAAAGUCUACAUCAUCCUCUUCCACCCCGAGCAGAACGUACCCAAACGGAAACGCAGCUUUAAGGCCAUUGUGACAGCUGCCACCAUGACGGGGAAGCUGGGCCAGAAGGGAGGAGACCGGCCCAACGGAGAGGUGAAGACGGAGCUGUGUGAGAGCAUGGAGACCAACACUUCAUCAACUAAGACGACAUAUGUCAGCUACAGCAAUCAUGCCAUUUGAAGGGACCACAGAGGAUAUGACGGAAAGGGAUUGGACAAGGAGAAGGGGGGCGUGUCCCGAGGCAGCGCCAAGAAGGAGCCGUGGUUCUUGGCCGGAGAACUGACGGACAGAUUGAGCGCCCAAUGGAAUCCAAGCAUGAGACAUUUUGUAUUGUUCCGCAUCACACCACAGAGAGGUGGGACCACAAAAAACAGCCAGUCAGUGUGCCUGCUUCCUCGCUGCUCACAGCUCAUUGGUCCUACCAUGAACGUACCUGUUCUGAAAAAAAAAGAAAAAAGAUAUGCCAUACCAUAGGACACUGUGGUGGACAGAGUAACUAUUAAAACGUACACCAAAAAAAAAUCAUAAAAAAGAAAAAAACUCCGACCAUGUAGACAUUAUAUCUAAAAGGGCAGGCUGGGAGAGAGAUUUAACAGAUUCCAUUUUAAAAGAUAUUUAAAAAGAGAAAUGUAAGAGAAAAAUCUAUGAGACUCAAACAUGUUUGUUGUUAUUCUCUACUUGUAAGUAUUUUUGUGGUUGUGACGAUUUUUUCAUUCUUGUCUCACCGUUGUCCGAUGGAUCGCCCUUGCAUAAUGAGAUGAGUGUGUUUCCUCCUGCUGUCUUGGCUAACCGGGUUGUAGCCUUGGGUUGUGAACCUGUAAAAUGCCAUGGUUGAAGCAUGCCAGUUUUUUUAUACAAAAAGGAGAUUUAUUUAUAAUAAAGGAAUGUUUUUGCAAA
This is a messenger RNA of Notothenia coriiceps (black rockcod), 1053 nucleotides long. RefSeq names its product metabotropic glutamate receptor 8-like. Gene Ontology annotation, cellular component: membrane. Gene Ontology annotation, biological process: G protein-coupled receptor signaling pathway. Bases 1 to 336 code for a protein of 111 amino acids. Lineage: Eukaryota; Metazoa; Chordata; Actinopteri; Perciformes; Nototheniidae. Gene Ontology annotation, molecular function: G protein-coupled receptor activity. The record is from RefSeq and is a predicted model, not a curated record. The transcript is spliced from 4 exons.